Molecule: messenger RNA, 1665 nt
Organism: Trichobilharzia regenti
Lineage: Eukaryota; Metazoa; Platyhelminthes; Trematoda; Strigeidida; Schistosomatidae
Source: the annotation of a GenBank genome assembly
CCUGUGUUAUAUGUUAUGUCCUUUUUCAGAAAUCCUUCUCUGUAUUUUGAAAGGUAUAAGGUCUAACCGAGGGAAUUUUGAACGUCAAGGUUAGGUUGCGUUUUCACGUUUUGCAUACAUCGUGGUGCACAGUGCCUGACCGGUCAGCAAAUACUUUUUCCACGUUUGGAAAACGGACAAUUAUGCUAAAUAUGCUGCCUUGUUCGAUUACUUCACAAACGUAGAAUACAUCAAGCAACCAAAAGUUACGCCCUGCCAUACUCCUACUUCCAAGUUUUUUUGUGUGCUUAGGAAUGGAGCUAUCAAAAAUUAUUCAACUAUUGGAUAUGUAUUGUUUGCCUCAUUUAGCUGAGAAAUGGGAUAAUGUUGGCCUUUUAGUAGAGCCAUCUCCUCCACAUCAUGUUAACAAGGUUUUACUUACCAAUGAUUUAACAGAACAAGUAAUUGAUGAAGCUAUCGCUGAAAAAACUGGUCUUAUUAUAUCAUAUCAUCCGCCUAUAUUUUCACCUCUGAAGAGAAUUACACAACAACAUUGGAAACAGCGUAUUGUUGUACGUUGUUUAGAAAAUCGAAUCGCUGUAUUUUCACCACACACUGGUCUUGAUGCAAAAGUUGGAGGAAUUAAUGAUUGGCUUUUGGAACCAUUGGCUGUGAAAAGUAAAGCAAAUCUAUCUCGAUCAUCUGCAGUCAGUCAAACUUUGGCUCAGUUGACUGUAGUGAUGGGUGAAAAUUUCACAGAAUUUGUUUUAUCCACAGGAGUAAAUGUGUGCACAACUAAUAUUCAAAGUGAUGUAAGUGUUACAUCAGCUGUUGUUACUUGUCCGGAGUCCGAAUUAAAACGUACAAUGGAUGUCAUGGAGGAGCUUAAGAUUCCACUGGUCAGUUUAAACACAAUCCAAAAGACAGAUGGGGAAGGAUGUGGACGAUUGGUUACACUACAGUUUCCAGUUCACCUGAGAGCAGUGAUUGCUGCUUACAAAAAGUUUCUAAACUUGGAGCAUUUAACUGUAGCUCUGGGAAGAGAUAAAACCCUUGAUCAUCCUAUUCAAACGGUUGCAGUAUGCGCUGGAUCCGGUGGAUCACUUCUUUGUCAAACACCGCUUGCUUUAACUGCUGAUCUAUUCAUUACAGGUGAAUUAUCACAUCAUGAUCGUCUUGAAGCAGUUUCUCGUGGUAUCUCUGUAAUAUUGGCUGGGCAUUCAGUAACAGAGAGAGGAUUUUUCAAGGAUAGAUUUAUUCCUGACUUUCGACAAUUGUUAACCACACUUCCUAGUUCUGGGACUGAUUCUCCGCAAUUGGAAUUGUUAAUAUCUGAUUUAGACCAUGAACCGGGUUGUAUAGUUUAAUUAGAACUGUGCUUUCACUGUCCUCUUUUGAUAUAGUUUACAUGGUGUAUAAUAUAAAAAAAAUAAUAAUAAAUCUAGGUGAUUUUGUAAUUUUUGUUGUCAACUUCUUGCUUUCAAUGUUUUGUAUCCCACAUGCUUUUAUUGUUGAAAUAGAUGUUGAUUACUGAAUAAGAGUAUUCAUUGAGAUACAUAGUAGAGGUAGUAUUUAGAGCAAAUAUAGCCUAAUUAACCAAACCAUAGUGAUAUUUACACGAUGAUAUGUACUACUGAUUAAUCGCUCCAUGAGUAGUAGGUGGAAACCACCCUCAUCAACCAGUGA